AUGAGUUUUACUCAAGCAGCUCUGGACGCUGAGAAUGUCGCGAGCACUUUCAGCAAAUUUGUCGCCUAUGUACCGGAUGAUGCUCCCAAUAUCACCUCCGUAGUCACAGAGUUCUUUACGAUCUAUGCCAGUCUCCGUUCUCUAGAAACUCUCCACAAUUCCCCGCUCAGAUCUAACUUUAUCUACAUUAACAAUGAUGUAGAGUUGGUCGUCGGGGCGAGCCUUCACCAUACUACCCGGGUGAUCAAUGAAGCGUUCAUUGCAAUGGACAACGGCGGCCAGGCACAGGCUUCGCAGCACACUGUCCGGCAGACCUGGAUGAAUUUGCACAAUUACUUCCAACACGAAGCUGGGUAUCCGCUCUCUGUCCGGCUUCAGUACUAUAAGCAAAUGCUGGCGGAACUUAUUUUGGUUGUCAGAAAUGAACGUGGAGAUCAAGCGGCCCUCGUUAACCUCCGUAAAGCGUUAACUAUACUCCGCAUGGCCCAAGAUCAGCGAUAUGCCGCUGAUAUAGAGCGAAGGCGUCAGGUAAAUUUCACCAAUGACGGUCGUACCUUUGGACCCCCUCGGCCCACUACUCCUCUUGGACCAUCCACAACAUUUGCACCCACCAUGCCCACCGCACCUCCUCUAUCAGUAGUCCCUCCCGCACCCCCACCUCCGACUUUAGGUGCGCGUCCCCGUUCAAAUACUCCACCUUUGAAGAGUGCACUGCGCAAACCAACACCGGUCUCCGCAACCCCAACCCUGAAACGGUCAUAUGAACGUCGAAGACCAGCUGGUGGUCGCACCGCAUCUCCACAUGCCCCUGGUUGGUUUGAGGUUGAAAGUCCGGUUCCUUCGUUUGAAUCGCUAGAUUCUCCUUCGACAACGGAUUCUACCAGCACUGAUUCGUUUUCGUUUCUUGAUCCUGUUGAUCACUGGGCUGUGGCUUUGUUCAGUAGCCUUACAACCACAACCGAGACGCCAUUACCUCAUUCAAACAAAGGAUCCAAAUGUUAUGCCGCCGGUUUUAGUAUGCCGGAUACAUUAGCUCGUCUUGAGAAGGACUUCCACGAGCUGUUUCGACUGAAGUUCGAACCAAAUUUGAUCGUCAUUCUAUACUUGCGUGCACGUGACCAUCGCGCUCGGAUCCUAUGCCAAGUCACCUGUUCACCGUCAAAGACAGUUUAUGCGACGGAGCCAUUGAACAGGCUCACGCUCUCUCGCGAACAAUCCCAUCUCCUAUUGUGUACAUCAUCAUCGAAAGAACAAGGAUUAAGGGCCUGGCUGAGUCUCCAAUUUGACACUAUUGAGAAAAUGGUAUUGUUUCAUUGCGCAUUUAUUGCGCUUCGAGGACAAGAUUCCGGUCACCCAAUCAGCAGUACUCCAGACCCAUUUUCUCUCGAUGAAAAGGAAAUCUAUGGCGGCUUGAUCCUCGACGAUAGUUACCUCCACGCGCUUCGUAUUUUCCAGGAUCGCGCUUCCGGUGUUAUCCGUUUACAGGCCUCGAUUCACUCUGGUGAAAUGGCAGACGUUCCUAUAUGGACGGCUUUUAUACACGAUUAUAUAGGGUCGAAAUCAUGGAUGCGGCGCGUGGACUAUAAAACAAUUAUCCUUUCGGAUCUCGACCGUGCGACAUUCAUCCAUUCGGAUCAAUAUACUCCUCGAAUAACUCGACAUCAUGAGCAUGUGCUUACUUUUACCAAAGAAUCCGAUGCGGAAGACUUUGAGUCGGAGAUUACCCUCCUUCGGCGUCAUUCUCGACUUUAUAAAUGA
Messenger RNA from Histoplasma mississippiense, 1758 nucleotides. RefSeq lists its product with no specific name. The coding region runs from base 1 to 1758 and encodes 585 amino acids. The transcript is spliced from 8 exons. Lineage: Eukaryota; Fungi; Ascomycota; Eurotiomycetes; Onygenales; Ajellomycetaceae. The record is from RefSeq and is a predicted model, not a curated record.